Electrophorus electricus (electric eel) is the source of this 4104-nucleotide messenger RNA. RefSeq names its product cyclin dependent kinase 5, regulatory subunit 1b (p35) (gene cdk5r1b). The record is from RefSeq and is a predicted model, not a curated record. Gene Ontology annotation, cellular component: protein kinase 5 complex; cytoplasm; growth cone. Gene Ontology annotation, biological process: axon guidance; brain development. Lineage: Eukaryota; Metazoa; Chordata; Actinopteri; Gymnotiformes; Gymnotidae. Gene Ontology annotation, molecular function: cyclin-dependent protein serine/threonine kinase activator activity; protein kinase binding.
UGUGCCGCUACAGUUGGUGUCAGCGCAACAUUCACCUAAACCCUCGUUUCUGGCGGAGAAGACCGAUAGCACAGCUUCAUAGUUCUCAGCAUCUCUGUCCAAGGGAGACACCAGUAUCACUACAGAACAAGAGCGCCAGCCGAGACCUUAGACAAGGCGUGCGGAUUUUCUUGUUUUGUUAAAUAAGGCUUUUCUCUGGAUUCCUCUUUUUAAAUUUAUUUUGGUUUUUUAAAACGCAUUCUUUUAUGUGGUUAUUGCUGUGUCACCUUGAUGCGUAGCAGAUCAAAGGAUAUACAGAAACAGCCAUUACUGCGGCUCUUGGUUUCUCACAUCAUCGUGGAGAAAAUUAUACAAUAUUGAAAUAAAAGAAUAUUGGAUCAACGAAGGAGCUCAUUUAUUCCUUGUCCACCCAGACCCCAUUGCUCAUUAGGCUGAUCACUAAUUCAGGUUUUGAUGCUGAACAAACAUUAAGCCUGGUGUUUGGGUCUCCAGUUUUGGAAGUAGUGAGGCAAGACCCUCCAGAACCAGGUCUAGUUUGUGGUGAUCUCCUGACCUAGAGACCCUGCCCACCCUCCACUGGCACCAUGGGAACCGUCCUGUCACUCUCUCCCAGCUACCGGAAGGCUGCCCUCUUUGAGGAUGGCCCAGCUACGGUGGGCCACUACACAGCCGUUCAAAACAGUAAGAACGCCAAAGACAAGAACUUGAAGCGCCACUCACUCAUCAAUGUGUUACCAUGGAAGCGGAUAGUAGCUGUUUCAGCCAAGAAAAAGGGUUCAAAGAAGGUGCAGCCAAACACCACCUACCAGAACAAUGUCACCCACCUGAACAACGAGAACCUGAAGAAAUCACAGUCCUGUGCCAACCUAUCGACAUUCACCCAGGACCAGUCAAGUCCAUCCAAUCAAGGCUCCAAAAGCUCAAACAAUGUGGCCUCUUCAGUCAAGAAAGCACCUCUGUCCAGCUCCAACGUGGCACCUGGCACACCCAAGAGAGUAAUUGUUCAGGCUUCAACUAGUGAAUUGCUACGCUGCCUGGGUGAAUUCCUGUGCCGGAGGUGCUACCGCCUCAAGCACCUUUCUCCUACUGAUCCAGUGCUUUGGCUCCGCAGUGUGGACCGCUCCCUGCUGCUGCAAGGUUGGCAGGACCAAGGCUUCAUCACUCCAGCUAAUGUCGUCUUUGUUUACAUGCUCUGUCGGGACGUGGUCUCCUCAGAAGUGGCAUCGGAACACGAGCUGCAGGCGGUGCUGCUCACCUGCCUCUACUUGUCCUACUCCUACAUGGGAAAUGAGAUCUCCUAUCCCCUUAAGCCAUUUUUGGUGGAAAGCUCCAAGGAGACCUUCUGGGACCGCUGCCUGUCCAUAAUCAACCUGAUGAGCGCCAAGAUGCUGCAGAUCAACUCAGACCCACACUUCUUCACCCAGGUGUUUGCAGACCUCAAGAACGAGAGCCAGAAAGAAGAGGAGAGGAGCCGUUUACUCAUUGGGCUGGACCGGUGAGGAGAAGGCAAGAGAGUGCUUGGAGUGAGGCUGAACCCUAGUCUGGAAUUUUUUAGUAGGUUCCCCAAAAACUAAAAUAAUACAUCUGAAUUGGCAAAUGAUACUGUAGACUUAAGUCUUGAUAUUAUGAGAACAUGUUCAGUAAGUCAAAAUGAACCCUUUUGUUUAAGACUUUGAAUGGUGAUCUGAGUAGUGUUGAACAUAUUCAACAAUUACUGAAAAAUAUUUUUAAUUGGAUUUUAAAGCUCUUCAUAAUUUGGGUAUGGUAAAGAGGUAGGCUUUGCUUAGACCCAAAACAGAAAUGCCAGAUGUGGGUUCAAGCAAAUAGUCACAUAUGGUUAAUAUUCAAAAUCACCACCAUCACCCCCUGCUUCCAACAACAAAAUAUGAAGAUAAACAACAGAAAAUAAUACAAAAGCGAAAAGACCUGAAGGAAUAAAAGACCGAUUUGCAGCAUCGAAUGUGUCGAGACCCUAUGCUGCGGCUAGCUAGCCACUGACUACUGGAGAUGUGCACUGCCUUGUGGGUAAAGGCCUCAGCCAGACUGGCCCGCUGCUGACAGUAAGCACUGAGACUUUGAUUAAGACGCAGAGGACAUCCAGCUGGAUGCUCACUGAAUGACAUGCACUUUUGCUGCAGUAGCGGUGUGCCUAAACACAUCUGUGUUCACUAGGAAAAAGAGUGGCGCUCCAGUGAUAUAUUUUAUGUGUGUCUGUAGACGCAGUUCCUGGGUUCCACAAUAAGGUGAUUUUUGAAAAUGCAUCAGCAUUGCACAGCAGGGUUGGAUAGACAAUGUGAGAUUUGGCAUGCUGAUAUGAAAGACCUAAUUUAUUUUCAUCUAUGAAUAGAAUUAAGUGGAUGUUCUACUCUCCUAAGGUGUGCACAUCUGGGGCUUUUUCCAUUGAUUUACUAGUUACACUUAAUUUUUUUUAUUCAAAAAUAUGAAGGAAUGCAUGUAUGCCAUACAAUUUGUAUGGUGUCUUGAAAGCAUAAAAUUAUUUCUUUAAAUUCAAUUUGUAGAAACAACCACAUCUGCAUUUAGGGAAUGCAAAUAUAGUUUAUUUAGUUAUGCUUGCUACAAUGAGCCAUGAUCUUACAAGGUAUCUUAUGUUGUUUUGUCUUAAGUGUGUCACUGUCUAGUUUGAGAAAGAAUUCAUUUAGUGAAAAAGCUCUGUAAAUUUUAUAGAAACAGUGCCAUACCUAUGAUGAAAGUCAUGUAGGUCUAAAGGACACACCAAAGGAGGGCAUUUUUUAAUGGUUCCUUAAUAUUAAGAAUAUCUAUGAAUUCUUAAUUUAUUGCUGUUUAUUUAUUCUCUUAGGACAUCCUUUGUAUUUAAAAAUUAGUAAUGUAUUGUACAAAUCGCUGGUACAAUUGCUACUUCCACAUGUAGCAUUUAGAUGUAGGCUAUUUGUGACCUUGAUACCUUUGGUGGAAAUGAAGAUUAUGGUUGAUGCAAACAUGCAUUUGAAUGAUUUAGCUAAGGAUAUUAUGUCUGAGAGCUUAGUUCAAAACCAGUCAAAUCUGAGCAUCACCAGGUAACACAAUUUUCCAGUAGGUUUCAGCCCAGAUAUCUGAGACCAUUCUUUCUCUAACCUGCAACACAGGUGCAGGAGUAUUAUCUGUUGGAAUGUUUCAUGUAUCAAAAGCAGAAAAACAAUCAUUAACAUUAUUUCUCUUUUAAGUCAUUUAUUGUCACCAUGGAAAGUGAUAGCCUUUAACACCAUGCUGACUCUUACAGGAACAAAGUUCCCUGCAGUGGACUGGAUAUGAUGGGGUCAGGGGCCUGUUUGACCUCUGCUGAUCUCAGCAAGAUUUUAGUUGGACUAGCCAGCUGAUAUGUGUAGGUUUAGGAACAUAAAGUCACUGAAUGAAACAGUUAUCCUAGUUGGUGGGCAUGAUGCCUUUGUUUUUUUUUCUAAAUUGGGAUAACUGCGAUUGUGAUGUCAGAUUUUGUGUAAAAAAGAAAAUGGUGAAAAGGAUCAGCUCAUUGUAACCUUGGUACAUGUAAUUAAUUUGUGACAGAAAACUGAAUCCUCAUUUCAUGAGAAGUUAAAAAAAUGUCAUCCUCUAAAUGCCCACUUUCUAAUCACUAAGUACGCAUGCUUUCUUUCAGUAGUAGUGGAUCUCAGAUUUCUUUACAGAGCUACAAAAACUGAUAAUCAUAUAAGCAGACACCAUUUAUCCCUGUAUAGUACUUAUGAAACGAGAGCUGCCCCUAAAAGCUGGACAGCGUACAUGUACGAAAUGGGAUGACUUUGGAGUGCUUUCACUGCUGUGGUGCUGUGCGCAACAGAAGACAGGAGAGGCAGCAAUGUUCUCAUUAACGUGCAGUGAGGGGGUUCAGAUAAGGCUGCUGAUUAGCACCGUAGGGACUUGCAAUUUUUUUUUCCUGGACACAGUUCAGAGGAGGCUGAAGGGGCUUUCAGGUUCCAGGGACAGAUCCAGGGGAGUCCUGCUCACUGCCUGUGGGCCAUCGCUUGCCACCAUGCACAACAAUGUGCCAAUUUUUUUUUCUACUCGCACCACUGACUAGUCAUUCAAAAAAGAGGGAAAAGCUUUUACAACUAAAAAAAAAAAAAAAAAAAAAAAAAAAAAAAAGGAAGG